AUGUCUACUGUCCCUCGCCAAAGAAUUCGUGGUGCUUCAUUUAAGCAGGAGUACCAAUGUGCAGCGUUGCGAAGGACUCGGCAACGUGCGCCCUCGAUGAAUCAGGAGAUGAACAGCAGAUGGGUGCUUCCUGAUCAAGAUCCCAGAUACAACGGCAAACUUACCCUAGCAUUGGACUUGGAUGAAACUCUUGUUUAUGCUCGCGAAGGCCCUCUUUACGCGAGGCCAGGGCUUGAUGAGUUCUUCCAGUUGUGCAAGGAAAAAUGUGUGGAGGUCGUCGUUUGGACGGCAGGUUUACGUGCAUAUGCUCAGGCGAUCAUUCGAAACAUCGACAAGGACAGGGUUGUUUCUCAUUGCAUCUACCGACACAGUAAAUGGUUUACCGGCUGUGCUGGUUAUCAGAAGGAUUUAGCUGUUCUUGGAAGGCCGCUUGAGAUGGUUCUGAUAAUCGAAAACACCCCUGAUUGUAUUAGGGGCCAUCAACAGAAUGGGAUACUUGUGGAAGACUAUGAAGGAGGGGAAAGUGCCGACAACACCAUCCACGCCCUCCAGGAACUCGUUCGGAGACUUUGCGACAGCGGCAUGACCGUUCCGCAAUUCAUUUCUUCUUGUGACAUGUUGAAGCAUGGUCCAAUCCAAACUGACGUGGGUGAUUUUAUUGACGUUUACAGACUUGACACGUCUGUAUGGAAACCGGGUGAGCACGUGCGCGUCAAUCGGGACUUAGCGUCAUUGCAAUGCUAA
Messenger RNA from Trypanosoma brucei brucei TREU927, 744 nucleotides. RefSeq lists its product as hypothetical. The record is from RefSeq and is a predicted model, not a curated record. The transcript has a single exon. Lineage: Eukaryota; Euglenozoa; Kinetoplastea; Trypanosomatida; Trypanosomatidae. Bases 1 to 744 code for a protein of 247 amino acids. Gene Ontology annotation, molecular function: phosphoprotein phosphatase activity.